AUGACUGAUGAGAAUGACAAGACCAAGACCAGCGACAAGACAGACAAGCAGGAAAAAGACAGACAAGGAAGAGUAGCAAGUCAAGUCUCAGUGCUUAGUCGUGUCUCCCCUCCGAUGAUGUCUGCCUUGGAGAUGUCUCUGGAGGAGAUCAACUCACACAUUAAGUUUGUUCUCCUAAUUUUCUUCCUGACCAGCGUAGUAGGGGUGUUCAACGCCUGGCACAUUUUAGUUUCCAAUUUCUACGCCUUUGUACCGCCACACUGGUGUGCAGUUCCAGAGCUUGAGGCGGCUGGUUGGACAGCCGAACAGAUUCAGAGUGUUUCUGCUGUCAAUAACACUGAAGGACCAAGCUGUUAUUUGAUUGGAUGGAACUAUUCUUUAUUUGUAAAUUUGGGAUACCAACAUACUCUAGCCUUCAUUGGUAACACUACAUUGCUUCCCGACAAAAGACAAUGCCAUCAGUUCUCUUAUGAUGAAGUUGUCCCCUACUCAACUGUCGUUAGUGAGUGGGAUUUAGUCUGUGACAGGAAAGUUCAAAAGUCAAAUGUCCAAGGCUCUAUUGCAUUUGGAAAAUUAAUUGGAGGACUUGUCACUGGAUUCCUAGCAGAUAUGUACGGCAGGAAACCUGUGUUCAUUGCCUGUUGUAUCAUCUACUUCAUAUCAGGGGUUGGGGCAGCUUUGACGGAUACAUUUUGGAUCUUCUUGAUUGCCAGAUUUUUCGCCGGAGUGGCUGGUGCAGGGUGUUAUGAAAGUGGUUUCACACUAUUGUCAGAAUUUGUAAGCAAGAAGCAUCGUGCUACAUUGGGAUGCUUGUUCAACAUGGGCUACCCUAUCGGCCACAUCACGCUGCCGGGCCUUUCAAUGAUCUUUUUAAACUGGAAGCACCUUCAGAUGGCUAUAUCUCUUCCUUUGAUUAUAUUUAUUUUACAUUUCUGGUAUUUACCCGAAUCUCCAAGAUGGCUUCUUGUCCACAAGAAAUCAGAGAAAGCUUGGAAAGUAAUAAAAAGAUACAGUAAGAACUACGAGGAUCAUUUGCCGGUUGCUCUAAAAGAAGCUAUUGGCCUUUGCCAGCCAGCCACCAGUGGAUUGGAUUCACUCUUGCAAGACAUAGACGAAUUUAUCCCUGGAUUUAGUGGUCAAGUAAGACAAGCAGCAGGAUCAGGCAUCUCGGAGGUUAAAAGUUCAACCUCAAGGUUCAAGGUUCAAGGUUCAAAUUCUGCUGUUGAAGUGGACAACAUCUCCAUUGCAGACAAAUUGAUGAGCGACUUAAAGGGAAUCUUUUUGCUCUUCUCCACGGUUGAGCUUUGUAAAAGGAUCACAAUUACUAUCUUUAGCUUCAUAGUGGCAUCCUUGGUUUACUAUGUGUUAGCUUUGAACGCCAACAACUUUAAGCUGGACCAACACAUGUACACGUUUGUCGCUGGUUGGGUCGGGAUACCAGGGUAUGUUUUUCCCCUUCUCAUCAUGCUUUGCAUGGGCCGCAAAGGUGCUUCAUCCUUACUGUUCCUUUCAUCAGGAUUGUCUUUAAUGAUCAUCGCUGCUAUUCCUAGAAGCCAUACGUAUGCCAUUCUAAUCUUAGCUAUGAUAGGAAGGUUCACAAAUGUUGCUGUAUUUGGCCUUAUUACAGUCUACUGUGCUGAACUAUUUCCAACAAUUGUGAGAAACUCUGCCAUCGGUGUUUCACUUGCAAUGUCUCAGCUGGGGUCAAUGUAUGCUCCAUACGUUGUAGAUUUACUGGGACCCUACGGGUGGCAUUUGCCUAGCACUAUAUGUGGAGUAGCUACCUUUCUUGCAGCAUUGCUGAUUCUUUUGUUGCCAGAAACCAAAGGAAAGGCAUUCUUGAAUACUGUAGAUGAUGUGAAGGAAAGACCUGAUAAAGUAUCUUUCAGAAAUUGCUGCAGGUUUUCAUAGUUUUUUUUUUUUUGUAAUCUUCCAAAUUAUGGAGUCACUGUCAAAAUAAUUUCAUACCACACAACAGCUGAUGUCUUUCAUUGCAGAUAUUCUGAACUUUUAAUAAUUGUAUAUUUUUUCUAUUAGACAGUGAAAUAAUUACUUACUCCCUUGGCCGUAAUGAUUUCAAUAUAACAUAUUUUUUUAUAAAUAUAUCCAACCAAAUGA
Macrosteles quadrilineatus (aster leafhopper) is the source of this 2118-nucleotide messenger RNA. RefSeq names its product organic cation transporter protein-like. Gene Ontology annotation, molecular function: transmembrane transporter activity. NCBI's taxonomy places the organism in Eukaryota, Metazoa, Arthropoda, Insecta, Hemiptera, Cicadellidae. The transcript is spliced from 11 exons. Gene Ontology annotation, biological process: transmembrane transport. Gene Ontology annotation, cellular component: membrane. The coding region runs from base 1 to 1911 and encodes 636 amino acids. The record is from RefSeq and is a predicted model, not a curated record.